Metopolophium dirhodum (rose-grain aphid) is the source of this 2904-nucleotide messenger RNA. Its product is annotated as caM kinase-like vesicle-associated protein. The record is from RefSeq and is a predicted model, not a curated record. Gene Ontology annotation, biological process: positive regulation of apoptotic process; protein phosphorylation; intracellular signal transduction. Gene Ontology annotation, molecular function: protein serine/threonine kinase activity; ATP binding. The transcript has 9 exons. The coding region runs from base 451 to 2454 and encodes 667 amino acids. Lineage: Eukaryota; Metazoa; Arthropoda; Insecta; Hemiptera; Aphididae. Gene Ontology annotation, cellular component: nucleus.
GAACGAACGAGGCAGUUAGCGCGCGUCCCUGCCCCGGCGUGACAGUUGCUUUUCUCGUCCGGUCCCCGUCGUAUCGCGGUGGUGGUCCGUCACCCGUUCCAUAUAAUAUACUUUUGCAUUACAUUACACUUCUAUGUAAUUAUUACAACUGCGAUAUUCUGUGAAUCUUAAAUCACAGCAUUGAACACUUCGAUCGAUCCGAGCUACAAUAAAAGUUUGCGUCCGUGUUCACGGUCGUCGCGAGAUAUUUUUGAUUUUAUUUUUGUAAAUUGUUUGGUGGUGGCUGUGAUUUACGGUUUUUUUUUAAAUCGAAUCCGACUCGUAUCUGCGUAAUAACUAACAUUUUUAGUAUAAAACCGUUCAUCGGUUUGGUUUUUAUACUCAGCGGACGUCAGCAAACGGAUUAUUUUCCAACUCUCGUCUCUCGGGUGCUGAGACCCCGAAGUAAUCAUGAUUAAAGUGGAUGAAUCGGAUCCAAUAGGAGAACUAGAACCUAGUUUUCCGUUCAAAGAUAUUACAAUUCGUAGAGGAGUAGAUAUGAAAGAACACUAUGAACUACAAUCUGAAAUUGGACGGGGGAAGUUCGGUACGGUGUUCAAAUGUCGAGAAAAGGCUACGAGUCUUAUGUUGGCUGCUAAAUUCGUCGGAAUUGUUCAUAAACAAGAUCGCCGAAAUGUGGAAAGAGAAGUAGAAAUAAUGUGUGAACUUCAACAUCCCAGAUUGAUACAACUUUACGACGCUUUUGAAGCAAAUAAUGCAAUGUGCUUCAUUUUAGAACUAGUCGAGGGAGGUGAAUUAUUCGAACGAGUAAUUGGUGAUGAUUUUGUAUUGACCGAAAAAGCUGUAACGAUAUUUAUGCGACAGAUCUGUGAGGGAGUACAAUUUAUUCACUCUAAAAAUAUACUCCAUCUUGACCUCAAGCCAGAAAACAUUCUAUGCUUAACUAAGACUGGAAAUCGUAUAAAAAUCAUUGAUUUCGGAUUGGCCAGAAAAUUCAAUCCAGAAAAUAAACUUCAAGUGUUAUUUGGCACACCAGAAUUUGUAGCGCCAGAGGUAGUAAACUUCGAUGCUAUCGGAUUCGGAACAGACAUGUGGUCUGUAGGGGUAAUAUGUUAUGUCUUGUUAUCGGGUCUGUCACCUUUUAUGGGAGAAACCGACGUGGAAACUAUGUCCAACGUAACAAUUGCUCAAUAUGAUUUUGAUGAUGAAGCAUUUGAUUCCAUAUCUAACGACGCAAAGGAUUUCAUCAAAAAGCUUCUUGUCAAAGAUCACAAGAGCCGUCUGACUGCCACCGAGUGUUUAUCGCACCGAUGGAUGCAAAAGAAAAAACCAAAAAAAAUGGUACGAAAAAGUUCGAGCAAAAAAUUGGUGAAACAAAUUGAAGAGAAAACGAAACAGACGCCGGAUGUGAUGGAGACUGCAAUAUGCACCGGUCAAGAUGCGAUACUAUUUCCACUGGAUGUUUCCAAAGAGAACUUAAAAGAGUUGUGUAGCAAGUCACGUAGCCAAUCGCCGUUGGAGAUCGCUACAGUAUCGCCGACUUUGGCGCAGCUCAGAAUUCUGCAAAAGGAUAGUAAAACGUCAAAGACGUGCGGAAACGACGAUGAUAACAUGCCAACACCAGCCGAAAUUUCCACUGGUAAAUCUAGGGUGAUGGCGGCCAUACCACUGAACACAACCGCCACGACUUCUGGCGUAUCGCUGAAUACGGCAGUCACGACAUCCGGCGUACCUCAACAUACGGCCGCCACGACUCCCAGCGUACCUCAACAUACGGCUGCCAUGACUCCCGGCGUACCGCAACACACGGCCGCCACGACUUCCGGCUCGUCUACAGGUGUGGCCGUCGACACGACACCCGAGGUGGUUAUCGUGAAGGGAGUGGCGGACCGACAGCGGACGUCAACGACCACUUGGUCGCAGACGACUUUUCGAACGAUGACGGACAAUGCAAACUGUAGCAAUAAUUAUCGGCGUGCGUCGGACGUGUCGUACACGUUUUCAAACUUCCGGACGUCAUCGGCGGCGGCGUCGUCGUCCAAUUUCCUGGGACAGGAGCUGCGAGACUUGCAGACCAUGAUGUUGGGAGACCGGUCGGAAGCACUGCAACAGGACAGUAGCGCGGGCAACCCCGGGAGCAGCCUGCACAAGCUGCUACUUAACCGGCAGCACCUGACUGCAGCCGUUGCGGACCGGAAACCCAAGUUCAAAUUCUCGUCGAUGAACCGUGACGUGCCGACUGGGUCCCCGCCGCCUGUUAGCAACCUGUUGUACUACAUGACUGCGGCGGCGGCUGCGGCGUCGUCGUCGUCGUCGUCGUCGUCGGCGUGUCGUUCCGCGCCUCACAGUAAGCGCGCAUCCCCCGAACACGAGUCCACCUCCGCCAGAGAGAUGUUGCUCAAAUUGUUCUACGGCGGCAGCGACACUGUUGCCGAACCCAAUUUGUCAACUUGAUAUGCCACCCCACGCAAAUAAAUCUACGACAUGUAUUCUAUCUAUUUAUAUCUAUUACAUCUUAUAUUUCUGCGGGCGUGAGUGCGAGUUCCCGCUCUGCAUCCUUAUAACAACAUCCCCUCGGCACUUAUAAUAUAUAUACUGGGAAACCGACUACUCUGCGGGUCAUCAAUCACCACCAUAUGGGAAAAUUAUUUAAAGUAUUUUUUAUAUAAUAUAUUUAACGAUGUAUAUUAUAAUGUGUAUAAUACCACAGACUACAUGACUACUUUUCAUAUAGUCUGUCGUCUGUGAUACUUCUAUAAUAUAUUAUAUAUAAUUGAUAGUAUACUCUCGUUUAAACUUUAAAGCACUAGCAAAGCUGUACUUCCGACUAUGGUGGAUUUUGUCAUAUAAAUAGACGGACCACAAGCUAUUUACUCAAAUUUAUAGUUACCAUUUUUUUUUUUA